AUGGCGGGACCAGCCUCUCAGCUCGCAGCGAAUGCGAUCUGCUCCCUUGAGGAGUUUCGUCGCGUCUCCUACGACUACAUCAUCGUCGGCGGAGGCACCGCAGGCCUGACCCUGGCGGCUCGCCUGAGCGAAGACCCUAAUGUCAACGUCGGAGUGCUGGAGGCGGGCAAGGACCAGACGAAGAACGAGCUCGUCCGGACCCCCGCCCUCUUCCCUCAGAUGUUGACAAACCCGGAGUACGACUGGUUGAUGUAUACCGUACCCCAGAAAGGAAACCACAAUAAGAUUCACCACCAGACCCGCGGGAAGAUGCUGGGUGGCUGCAGUGCUACCAACGGCAUGAUGUACGUCCGCGGAUCGAAACAGGAUUUCGACGAUUGGGGUGCCUUUGGCAAAGGCUGGUCCUGGUCGUCUAUUGCGCCUUAUUUCAGAAAGCAUGAACGGAUGGAUGACACCCGGGUCGGGCUUCCAGGUGAUAACAAAUUCCUGCAGUUUCAGAAAAAAAGCCACGGCCAGCAUGGCCCCAUCGAAACGAGUUUCAACAACUGGAGAAACCCCCUGGAGCGGUACUUCCUUCAAGCUGCCAAGGAAGCGUCCGGCAUGACCGCAAGCCCUGUUGACCCGUGGGGAGGAGACCAUCUCGGGUUCUUCUCAUCACUCGCCACGGUGGACCGGAGAGGCGACAAGGGAACCCGAAGCUAUGCGGCCACGGGAUACUUACUGCCGAAUCUGACGCGGCCGAAUUUGAAAGUCCUCACCGAAGCGCUCGCCGUGUGCGUCACGCUGGAGGGAACCUCGGCUUCCGGCGUCCGGUUCAUGCAUGCAGGGACGACGUACGACGUGCGCGCAGCCAGGGAAGUCAUCAUCAGCGGCGGUGUAUAUAAGUCCCCGCAGGUGCUGGAGUUGUCGGGAAUCGGAGACCCGUCCGUCUUGAAGGCCGCCGGAGUGCAGUGCAAAGUGCCCCUGCCGGGGGUGGGAGCAAACCUCCAGGACCAUGUCCUGAGCGGAGCCGUGUACGAGCUGAAAGACGGAGUCAUGUCGUUCGAUGCCCUCCGUUACCCCAGCGUUGCCCAGGAGCACAUGGACAUGUAUGCCAAGGACCGUACGGGAAUCCUCGCUGCAGCGACCAGCUGCAUGGGCUUCCUGCCGUACUCAUCCCUUGUCUCCAAGGACGAGCUGGAAGCGACCUGCCAGAAGAUUCUUUCCUUGCCGGCCGAAACCGCCUUCCAACAGAACCAGCGCGAGCAGAUCGUCAGCCACCUACGCAGCCCCUCGUCAGCCAACAUCCAGUACAUCCUGUCUCAGGGGACCGUCGACCUUGAGAAUGCCCCCAGUGACCAGAGUAAAUUCGCCAAGGCCUUGUCCCCGGAGGACCCCAACGGCUUCACCAUUGUGACCUGUCUACAGUAUCCCUCGUCUCGGGGCACGGUGCACAUCACGAGCAGCGACCCGCAUCAGAACCCGGCUAUUGACCCGGCGUAUCUGACCAAUCCGGCCGACGUGGACAUUCUAGCCGCGGGCCUUGAGUUCUGCGACAAGAUCGCCGGCGCGCCGGGGCUCAAGGACAAGGUGGUGCGUCGGGCGUUGCCGAGCCCUAGCGUCAGCUUGCAGAGCCGGACUCAAGCCGCUGAAGCGGUGAGGGAAAAUUGCAUGACAGAAUACCACCCUUGUGGGACCUGUGCCAUCGGCCAGGUCGUCGACGAGCGGCUGCGGGUGCUGGGUGUGAAGCGACUCAGAGUAGUGGACGCCAGCGUCUUUCCCGGCAAUGUGAGCGGCAAUAUCUUGUCAUCUGUUUAUGCGGUGGCCGAGAAAGCGGCCGAUAUGAUCAAGGAGGAUGCGAAGCAUGUGCGUGCCUCUCUUUAG
Molecule: messenger RNA, 1863 nt
Organism: Aspergillus terreus NIH2624
Lineage: Eukaryota; Fungi; Ascomycota; Eurotiomycetes; Eurotiales; Aspergillaceae
Product: GMC family oxidoreductase
Exons: 3
Coding region: 1-1863 (620 amino acids)
Molecular function (GO): flavin adenine dinucleotide binding; oxidoreductase activity, acting on CH-OH group of donors
Source: RefSeq, a predicted model, not a curated record